UUCCCUGUGUGUGUGGACAGCGGUACAUUGACCCAUUUUCUACCAACUGCGCGUGGAAUGGAUGAGCGGCGCGUGGAGCGCGUGGAGCCCGCACUCCUCUCGGUGUGCGGGACACGCGCCGACACACUGCGCGCACCGCGAUGCUGGGACCAGAGUUGGUGAGUUCACGCAAUGAAUCCCGCCAACGAGACCAGAGCCGAGAGAAGUGCGGAGCGCCUCCUGUUCGCCGUGGGCACCUACAAACUUCUGGCUGUCACCAUCGGGACCAUCGGGCUGCUCGGCUUCUGUAACAACGCGGUCGUCAUCGUGCUCUUCUGCAAAUUCAAGCGGCUCCGCACGCCCACCAACCUGCUGCUGGUCAACAUCAGCCUGAGCGACUUUCUGGUGUCCGUCAUCGGGAUCAACUUCACGUUUGUUUCGUGCGUCAAAGGCGGAUGGGUCUGGAGCCAUGCGACGUGCGUGUGGGACGGUUUCAGCAACAGCCUGUUCGGAAUUGUUUCCAUCAUGACCCUGGCGGCCCUGGCCUACGAGCGCUACAUCCGGGUGGUCCACGCACAGGUGGUGGACUUCCCCUGGGCGUGGCGGGCCAUCGCCCACAUCUGGCUGUACUCCCUGGCCUGGACAGGGGCUCCUCUUCUGGGGUGGAACCGCUACACUCUGGAGAUCCACCAGCUGGGCUGUUCUCUGGACUGGGCAUCAAAGGACCCGAAUGACGCCUCCUUCAUCCUCUUGUUCCUCCUGGCCUGUUUCUUUGUGCCUGUGGGCAUCAUGAUCUACUGCUACGGCAACAUCCUCUAUACAGUGCAAAUGCUGCGCUCCAUCCAGGACCUCCAGACGGUUCAGAUCAUCAAGAUCCUGCGGUACGAGAAGAAGGUCGCCGUCAUGUUUCUCCUGAUGAUCUCCUGCUUUCUGGUGUGUUGGACACCCUACGCUGCUGUGUCCAUGAUGGAGGCCUUUGGCAGGAAGAGCAUGGUCUCUCCCACACUGGCCAUCAUCCCCUCGUUCUUUGCUAAGUCCAGCACUGCCUACAAUCCCCUCAUCUAUGUGUUCAUGAGCAGAAAGUUCCGCCGCUGUUUGCUGCAGUUGCUCUGCUCGCGCUUCUCUUGGCUGCAGCGCAGCCUCAAAGAGCGCCCCCUGGCUCCGGUCGAGCGUCCCAUCCGGCCAAUCGUUGUGUCCCGCGCUUGCAGGAGCAGAGACCGACCCAAAAAGAGGGUGACCUUCAACUCCUCCUCCAUCGUCUUCAUCAUCACCAGCAAUGACUUUCAGCACCUUGACGUGCCCUCCAAGUCUGGAGGAUCCUCCCAAGAGAACAUCAUUCAAGUGAGACCACUGUGAUCCACAAGGACCGGACUUUUGACCCCACCACUCAGUAUGCCUUAGGAUGUCUCAUGCAAUUCCAAGCCAAAAUAACCCUGUCUGACCUCCUUUCUAUAUCUAUACACAGUUACAGACUUGUUACCAGUUAACUGUAAAUAUCCAACUGUCAGGCCGAAAACUCAACCAAUUUCCCGACAGUCUAAGCAGGUAGUAUGAAAGUGUCCAACAUCAUCAAACAUCAUCAGCUGUGGUGACAUUAGUACAUAAUGUUGUAGUCAACAAUGAUGUUUCCCUUUAGAAAAAGAACCACAGCUCUUUGUUAAAUAUACCAUGCAGUGUAGAUGACAACUGUGGGACUGUGUUGAGCUGCCAGCUGAGUUAUGGACCAGUGCUUGGAUCAACACGUGAUAGUAGAUUGUUUUAGUUGGUACCCAACUGCAAGUGUGUAAAAUGGGAAAUAAGCCUUAGCCCCUUAGCCAUAUACCAUAGUACAAAAACUGACUUUACUAUGUAUGGAUUCAAUAAAGAGAUCAUAUUUUAGGCUAUC
Messenger RNA from Hippoglossus stenolepis (Pacific halibut), 1864 nucleotides. RefSeq names its product opsin 3 (gene opn3). Gene Ontology annotation, cellular component: photoreceptor outer segment; membrane. The transcript is spliced from 4 exons. The record is from RefSeq and is a predicted model, not a curated record. Gene Ontology annotation, biological process: G protein-coupled receptor signaling pathway; visual perception. Gene Ontology annotation, molecular function: G protein-coupled receptor activity. NCBI's taxonomy places the organism in Eukaryota, Metazoa, Chordata, Actinopteri, Pleuronectiformes, Pleuronectidae. The coding region runs from base 172 to 1335 and encodes 387 amino acids.